This is a messenger RNA of Theobroma cacao (cacao), 1500 nucleotides long. RefSeq names its product Putative thiol-disulfide oxidoreductase DCC. NCBI's taxonomy places the organism in Eukaryota, Viridiplantae, Streptophyta, Magnoliopsida, Malvales, Malvaceae. The record is from RefSeq and is a predicted model, not a curated record. Gene Ontology annotation, molecular function: protein-disulfide reductase activity.
AUUUUCCCUUUUAUUUUGACUUGUUGGCUUGUGGUGGUUCUGACGUUGGCUUCUUGGGUUCCUGCCACGUGUUUCAAUGUUGGUGAAUACGCGGUUGCCACGUGUACAACAUAAGCAGUUGGCAGUUUUUAAGGUUGACGAUGAAGAAACAAACUGAUGAUCAGACAGCCCAAUACCACCAAAUAGCAAAUAUGGCGUUGAGAGGAGCAGCCGUUGCCGGUGCCUGCAUUGCAAGACAACGAGCCACCCCUUUUCUCCUUUCAUUUCCUCAAAAUUUCAGAGUAAGAUUUCAUCAUCAUUCCCCUUCACAUCCUCUUCAAAGAUUCGCAACUUAUCCAAACUACAAAACUGUAUUUAAGUAUCAGAUUCGGGCAGUACAGGAAGCAACUGCAGACAUCGUAUCAUCCCAGAAAGCAAAAGAAGAUGAUGAUGAUGAACAACAAUCACCUCAAAAUUGGAAGAUUAAAAUGCUCUAUGAUGGAGAUUGUCCGCUCUGCAUGCGGGAGGUCGACAUGCUAAGGGACAGGAAUAAGCAAUAUGGCACUAUCAAGUUUGUUGACAUAAGUUCUGAUGAUUAUUCUCCUGAAGAGAAUCAAAAUUUGGACUACAAAACAGUUAUGGGAAGAAUUCAUGCCAUUCUCUCAGAUGGAACUGUGGUCACGGAUGUUGAGGCAUUUAGAAAAUUGUAUGAGCAAGUUGGUCUUGGAUGGGUUUAUGCUAUUACCAAAUAUGAACCUAUUGCAACAAUAGCUGAUACCAUCUAUGGUGUUUGGGCUAAAUAUCGUCUUCAAAUUACAGGCCGACCACCUUUAGAUGAGAUCUUGGAGGUACGAAGAAAGAACAAGGCUGACGAAUGUACUGACACCACCACUUGCAAGAUGUGAAGUUUCCUGGUAAUUGCUGAUUGCUGAUGGAAGGUCUUAUCUUAUGUAACUCUUUCCUCAUUUUCUUCUAAACUUUGUCCUUAUAUGAGCUCACACCCUUCACUUCUUACACAUGAGAAAGCACAUUAUUUUUAUCUCUAUUAAAGAUUAUUGUAAAGAAGAACAGACAUAAGGUUGUCCUUUUUGCGAUGGUCACAGUGAGUACACAUGUAAAAUUUUAAACUUCUGUAUAUUGUUCAUGUAAUUGCAAUAUUCAAUUACUCUAUAUUGCUGCAAAUUUCCACUGAUAUUUGGUAGUGAAUUUCAGGUCUGUGAAACCUUAAGGAAUAUGCCUAGACAAUACUACUUUCCAAAAUGAUGGGACUUUUCUGAUUCCCUGAGUACUUGCAGAUUUACUCUUUCUACGUUGGACUUACGCGUCAUGAACUUGAUCUAGAUUACCAUGUCCAAGGCAAGGACAGUACACAGCUAUUGAAACUAAUCUCUUCUUGCUAGAUGACUUGCUGCCUGUUGAGUUAAUAUUUACUUGUUUGAAUUAUUUAAUCUUCACCUACAUUAAUGAAUUUCAUAUAAGAUGUAAAUACAAUUAGUAUCUCAUGCUCUAGCUGUUGAAAUA